Messenger RNA from Prorocentrum cordatum, 538 nucleotides. NCBI's taxonomy places the organism in Eukaryota, Dinophyceae, Prorocentrales, Prorocentraceae. The record is from the annotation of a GenBank genome assembly.
GCUCAAGUGGCCCCUUCGCCAAGAACGUUCAGGUCUGGCGGGGCGGGGCCGCAUACUCCGCUGGGCCUCGCGGCGCGCGAGCUGUAGCGCGUGGGCCGCACGAGCAUGGGCAGCUGCUACUCCAUGACUGCACAGCAGACCAUGGUGUUCGAGCCUGUGCUUUCGCGUGACCUGUCGGCGGACAGGAUGCCGAGCAUCGGCAAGGAGCCCAGCAUUCGGCGGAGACAUUUCAUCAUAGACCGGACCGGCAUGAUAUCCGACACCUACGCGCUCGAAGAGGACAAGCUCGGGGAGGGGAGCUACGGAUCUGUUUCCCGCGCCACCCACAAGGCGACAGACAUGGUCCGUGCCAUCAAGACCAUCCCGAAGGAGAGGCUCAGGAGCACGGACCGCGUCAAGAGGGAGAUAGCCAUCAUGAAGCUUAUACGUCGACUGCCGGAUCAUCAAGCUGCACGAGACGUUCGCGGACGACGACAACAUUUACCUGUGCAUGGAGCUGUGCACGGGCGGAGAGCUCUUCGGCCGCAUCGUGCAGGAG